This is a messenger RNA of Penicillium psychrosexuale, 1248 nucleotides long. RefSeq lists its product as uncharacterized. The transcript has a single exon. The record is from RefSeq and is a predicted model, not a curated record. Lineage: Eukaryota; Fungi; Ascomycota; Eurotiomycetes; Eurotiales; Aspergillaceae. Bases 1 to 1248 code for a protein of 415 amino acids.
AUGGAAGCUCGAAGUUCAAAGAGAAAGCGGGAGUUUUCCCCUGGUACAGUUGCGUCUAGUAUCAGUCUUCCUAUUGCUGUACCACCACUGCCGCUAGCCGAGACCGAACCAGGCGUCCCACAUUCCAAAACCCCACCGUCAUUGACCAGUGAUAACGACUCCACCUCGAAGAGCUCUUGCCGUUCGCCACCAACUCCAUCUCAAACUCGAAGUGACCAAAAUACCUUCACAAUGAGAGACGAGAGAGAUAUACUAGAUCUGUACGCAACCGACUACCAACCUGUUUGGGCUGCAGGAAUUGAAUUCCCCGGUGUCAUUCCAGAAGAGAUAUCACAGUAUCUAUAUGAGGAUGGCGAGCAGGUCUCCUUGUUCAUCGGACCGUUGUCAAGCCUUUUUUGGCUUGAGGGGGUGGAAGAGCUCGAAGAGCUCAUUCGCGAUCCCGCAUAUGUUCUUACAGAUGAGUACCGUUCGAUCCCACAGGGUUCUCCGCGUCUUUGGAUUGUUUCAAUUUUGUUUGAAGAAGGGAAGAUACCAGCAACAUUCAUGGACAAGAUCUAUGAAGAACCUGUCCGACGCCAGGCUUCCGCGCUUUCUUAUGCCAGCUUUAUUCCCCCAAAUCUCACAACAACUCCUACUCAAAACAGGAUUCAAGAUGUCUUCCCCUUUGCGCGCCUCCAAUCUUUUCCGCCAACUAUUUCUUGCAUUAAGACAAAACUGAAGGGAAAGAAGAACAACCGUGAUGAAAAUUACGUUGAUUUGAUGAAUACAUUCAUCAAUUCACUUGGCGGCAAUCUUCUUUACAAGGGCUUAUCACGUCCGUCAAUAGUCAGCCUAGCCUCACUCUUCGCGCCCCUCGUCUCUUCAUACACGCUUCAGAACGAGUUCGGACCCGGUUUAUACGCUACUUCCUCACUCAAGUAUGCGUUGGACUAUGCUGGCCCAGAUGGGGUCAUUUUGAUUUUCAAGGAUGUUGACUUCCGUCCGUUGGUUAAGAUUGAUUUGGCCGGCGAAGACUGGCGAACUACGGUGGACUAUUGGACCGGGGCGACGAUUUCAAAUGUUUCUGAGCGUGUACCAGCACUCUGGGAGCGAUCCGAUAUCUUGCAAGGCCAAAUCUCCGUCAAAGAUCUGAGGUCCAAACAGAGGGUUCCCGGACCAGAUUCCCAGGUUGUGGGAGUCAGCUAUGCAGGCUUGAAUGCAUUUGCAUCUGCUUUGCACAUGAUCAUUUGGCUAGACAGUUCGCGCUGA